Molecule: messenger RNA, 1836 nt
Organism: Ipomoea triloba (trilobed morning glory)
Lineage: Eukaryota; Viridiplantae; Streptophyta; Magnoliopsida; Solanales; Convolvulaceae
Product: proline-rich receptor-like protein kinase PERK3
Exons: 8
Coding region: 467-1639 (390 amino acids)
Biological process (GO): protein phosphorylation
Molecular function (GO): protein kinase activity; ATP binding
Source: RefSeq, a predicted model, not a curated record
ACAGUGAAAAGGAGCAAAUUUUGAUGCUGAUAUGGUCAGCAGGGAGUAGAAUCAUGAAUAAUCAUCACUAACUUUAUAAUAAUUGUGUUUCUUGACAGUCAUAAUUUUUCACCUGAUAGAUACUCUUGCUAUGUAGCAUGAACAAUAAUCCUCAGUGCCCAUGUUUGUUCUUUGCUGUUUUUUCUUCAAUCUUAACUGCCUGCCUGAAUCUAGGAACAUGAACUACUUAUAUUUGUGUAUAUACACACAGUCUGAUGCUUGAGAUCACUCAGCUUCCAAUGAAACAAUAUUACAUCACAGCCAGCCAUAUUGUACCUGGGAAUCUUCUUCAAUCCAACAUUGUUUUCCUGUCCCAAACAAAGCAUAUGAAGAAGCAUGUAAGCCUUCUAUGGGGAAAAAGUUAAUGUGGGCAAUCUCUUUAUUCUCCAAAGAUCAAUGCUUCUAAGGUCAGUUGAUUGUGGGAGAGAUGAUUUCCAGUACAGCAAGUUCAUUUGCAGCCAUUGCAGGGGGAAUUGGAGGGGCAUUGGUGCUAAUGGGGGUCAUAAUCUUGGUCUGUUUUUGUAUGUUUCACUAUAAGAGGUAUUCCAAUAGGAAUUCAGACACAGCUUCCUCAGAUCCAUCUGCAGCAGUGGAACAGAAAACAGGAGGGCCUGUCUCGUCCCUAGCGUUGGCUCGGGGGGGCGUUCCUGAGGGGGCGAGGGUGUUCAGAAUGCAGGAGCUGGAGCAAGCCACCAAGAAUUUUGAUCAGAGUAAUCUCAUUGGCUGUGGGAGCUUUGGUCUGGUGUUUAAAGGAUUCCUCUUUGAUGGAACCAUUGUGGCCAUCAAAACUCGUUCGGCUGCUCCUAGGCAACAAUUCAGUGAAGAGGUGGCUCGUUUGUCAAUGACACAACACCGCAACCUAGUCAAUCUCCUAGGCUACUGUCAGGAGGGUGGAUACCAAAUUCUGGUUCUUGAAUACUUGCCAAAUGGAACAAUGUGUAAUCACUUGUAUGGGAUGGGAAGGGAUUCCUCAACAAAGGUGGAAUUCAAGCAAAGGCUCUCCAUUGCUUCUGGGACUGCUAAAGGUUUGUGUCAUUUGCAUGGGCAGUGCCCCCCAGUUGUUCAUGGGAACUUCAAGACAGGCAAUGUGUUGGUUGAUGAGAACUUCAUUGCUAAAGUUGCAGAUGCAGGGAUUUCAAGGCUGCUUAAAGAGAUCAACCAUGAUGCUGCAGGCCCUUCUCACUCGAUCCAAGAGUCUCCCUUCAUUGACCCCGACAGGGUGAACCAAAGUGGUGUAGUCUCUGAGGCAAGCGACAUUUAUGGCUUCGGGGUGUUCCUGUGGGAGCUGAUAACAGGAAGAGAGGCUGCACAUAUAAGCGGUUUGGGAUCAAACCAAACCAUGCAUCAAUGGGUGGAAGCACAUUUAAGUUCAGAUGAUUUAGUGGACCAUAGGCUGAUGGGGAAAUACAGUGCAGAGGGAAUGAGAGACUUGAUAAGGGUGGCAAUGAGAUGCACAAGUUUUCCUGGGAAAGAAAGGCCCAACAUGGACAUGGUAGCACUUGAAGCUGAGAGAAUUCUGGAGAAAGAGAUCAUGGGCUCUACUGCCAUGGGAGAAGCUUCUGCAACUCUCACUCUGGGAAGUCAGCUAUUCACCAACUAAUAUUUGGAAGCAGUGUUUGAUGUAAUUAAUAGCAAUAUUUGUUGUUUACAAUUCAUGUAUGAAUAGUGUAUAUGUGUUAUCUAUUCUGGUUUACAAUUCAACCAGGGUAUUAGUAAUUGUAUGUGUCCGACGGUGAAUACUUUGGGUUAUCUCUAAAAAAAAUUGUGAAAUGGAGAGAUCUGUCAACUUUUUGUAAA